Bicyclus anynana (squinting bush brown) is the source of this 1383-nucleotide messenger RNA. Its product is annotated as glucose dehydrogenase [FAD, quinone]-like. Lineage: Eukaryota; Metazoa; Arthropoda; Insecta; Lepidoptera; Nymphalidae. Gene Ontology annotation, molecular function: flavin adenine dinucleotide binding; ecdysone oxidase activity. The record is from RefSeq and is a predicted model, not a curated record. The transcript is spliced from 4 exons. Bases 1 to 1383 code for a protein of 460 amino acids.
AUGGGUUCCAGUGAAGCAGAAUGUUUUACUACGACGGGAGCAGCACCACGGUUGUUUGCAGCAGCAUUGAAUGUUCUAGCGGCAACACAGUGCAUUGUUUCUAACAAGACAAGCCAAUACGACCAAUUACCUGAUAAUGACACAUUUGAUUUCAUAAUUAUUGGAGCGGGGUCGGCUGGUAGUGUUGUAGCAAAUCGACUUAGCGAAAUAAAACAUUGGAAUAUACUGCUUCUAGAAGCUGGACUUGAGCCACCUAUCGAAUCUGAAAUACCUGCUUUAGGAAUUACUUUAGUUGGAACCAAAUACGAUUGGAAUCAUGUUACUAAAAGUAAUAAGCAACAGGCAUGGAGAAAUGGUGAACUAGCGUGGCCACGGGGAAAAAUGCUGGGAGGUUCUAGCUCUAUAAAUGCUAUGUUUUAUGUGAGAGGAAGAAAUCAUGACUAUCAGAGCUGGUAUAAUGGAAGAAAUCCUAGUUGGUCAAAAGAAAAUGUAGAUUAUUAUUUCAAAAAGGCAGAAAAUUUCCAAGAUAUGAAACUUAAUGAGGACCCUUUGAUAUACAAAACCUAUGGACAUUCUGGUCCGCUUGUAGUUAAUAGUUUUAACAGCACGUACAGAUAUUUGAAUAAAAAAUGGAUAAAGUCUUGGAGUCGCCUGGGAAUCGAAUGUGUCCCUGAUUUCAAUGCUGCCAAGUAUCAAGGAUAUGGAUUUUCUGGAAAAACACGAGUCACUGCGCAAAAUGGACAAAGAGAAAGCACGUAUAAUGCUUAUUUAGAACCAAUUUCUAAUAGAAGAAACCUGAAAAUUGUUACAAAUGCUUUCGUGACGAAAAUAUUAAUAAACAAUCAAGCUCGAGCUUAUGGCGUUGAAGUUAAAAUAAAUGGAUUAAUAAAACGUUUUUAUGCAAAAAUUGAAGUUGUCCUAAGUGCUGGAACAAUAAACACGCCUCAACUAUUAAUGUUAUCUGGAGUUGGUCCUAAACAACAUCUCCUGACAAAAAAUAUUUCAAGUGUUGUUGACUUAUCAAGUGUUGGAAAAAAUUUACAAGAUCAUCUUUCUAUAUUUAUUCCGUUCUAUGGAGAUGAACUAGAAGAUGAAUUAGAUAUCAAUGAACAAUCGUUCGAAUAUAAAUUCAAAAGCGAUCUUUACUGGAAGUGUUACGCUAUUCAAACUGCUGGUACUAUAUACCAUCCUGUAGGUACAUCAAAAAUGGGUCCAGAUCCUAAAGAUUCAGUUGUAGACAACUUCCUAAAAGUUCAUGGUGUUAGUAAUUUGCGAGUGAUAGACGCAAGCAUAAUGCCGUCUUUAACUAGCGGAAAUACAAACGCGCCUACGAUAAUGAUCGGAGAAAUGGGCUCUGAUAUGAUAAAAUCGGAUUACCUCUAA